AUGGGUUGGAAGCGGGAGAAAGAGGAGCCCUCGAGGCGGGGCUUCGGCGAUCUUGUGAACCCUAACCCUGAUCCUAACUCUCGAUUCGCGGCGGGCGAGGAGCGGUGCUCGACGCAGAUGGUGGUGCGAUCGACCUGCCGAACCGAAGAGGUCCAGCCCGGUAGGUUCGUCCGCAAGUGCGAGAAGACCGAACAAACCCUCAAGGAUUGCGUUGGAAGACCUGUCGAAUUAGUUGAAUCAAAAACCGAGCACACCGAAGAUGUUACUGAUGAAGUGACCGGAGGAUUGUUUCCUUCUAACUCGCCAACAAUGGAGCCCUUUAAUUUUCCUGGGCUUCACAGUGACAUUGAAGGUAUUGAAGGGAGAUUGUUUGGUGGUUUUGGUAAUUUCUUGGAGGCAGCUGACGGGAUGGCAAAUGAGUUCUUCAAAUCUUUUGGAGACCCUUGUUGGCAUAGCCAAUUUCUGACACUUCGGUUGAUUCAAGUGCGGGUUCCAAAUCACAAAUAUAAGGUUGCAGCACACUUCGUUCUUGAUCCAUAUUGA
Molecule: messenger RNA, 543 nt
Organism: Musa acuminata AAA Group (dessert banana)
Lineage: Eukaryota; Viridiplantae; Streptophyta; Magnoliopsida; Zingiberales; Musaceae
Product: fra a 1-associated protein-like
Exons: 3
Coding region: 1-543 (180 amino acids)
Source: RefSeq, a predicted model, not a curated record